AUGAUGAACGGAGAUGAGAAGCCCGCCGCCGGCGAGGACAAAUUUGCACCCAAAUCGGGGUCAUCCGUCGUCAGCGCCUUCGAUGCGUUUCCCAAAUCGAAGCCGCAGUAUGUGAUGCGGACCUCUGGCGGCGGCAAAUGGACCGUCGCUAUGUCCAUCAUUUCGCUCCUCCUCAUCUGGGGCGAGGUGUCGCGAUGGUGGCGCGGCACCGAGAGCCACAACUUCGCCGUCGAGAAGGGUGUGUCCCACGAACUACAGAUCAACCUCGACAUCGUCGUCAAGAUGCACUGCUCCGACGUCCACGUCAACGUCCAGGACGCCUCGGGCGACCGAAUCGUGGCUGCCAAGCGCCUGCAACGCGACCCGACCACCUGGACCCAGUGGGUUGACGCCAAGGGGAUGCACAAGCUGGGACGGGAUAGCCAGGGUCGCGUCAUCACCAAUGCCGGCUGGAAGAACCUGGGCUACGAUGAGGAGGGUUUCGGCGAGGAGCACGUCCACGACAUUGUCCGCGCCGGCAAGAAGAAGGCCAAGUGGGCCAAGACUCCUCGCUUCAAGGGGCGAGCUGAUAGCUGCCGCGUCUACGGAAACCUGGAUCUGAACAAGGUGCAAGGCGACUUCCACAUCACGGCCAGAGGCCACGGAUACAUGGAAGUCGGCGAGCAUCUAGACCACACCAACUUUAACUUCUCCCAUAUCAUCUCCGAGCUCUCGUAUGGCCCCUUCUACCCCUCGCUCGUCAACCCCCUCGACCGCACCGUCAACCUGGCAGCCACCAACUUCCACAAGUUCCAGUACUACCUCUCCGUCGUGCCCACCGUCUACAGCGUCGGCUCCAAGUCCAUCUUCACCAACCAGUACGCCGUGACGGAGCAGAGCAAGGAGGUCAACGACCACUAUAUCCCCGGCAUCUUCGUCAAGUACGACAUCGAGCCCAUCCUGCUGGCCGUGAACGAGAGCCGCGACGGCUUCUUGUCCUUCAUGAUCAAGAUCAUCAACAUCAUCAGCGGUGUCCUCGUUGCCGGACACUGGGGCUUCACGCUGACCGACUGGAUCACCGAUGUCACGGGCAAGCGGAGACGACAGAGCAGUGGUGGAGUGGGUGUCAUCGGUACUGGCAAGAACUUUGGCGAGUAG
Molecule: messenger RNA, 1137 nt
Organism: Ilyonectria robusta
Lineage: Eukaryota; Fungi; Ascomycota; Sordariomycetes; Hypocreales; Nectriaceae
Product: putative COPII-coated vesicle protein
Exons: 3
Coding region: 1-1137 (378 amino acids)
Biological process (GO): retrograde vesicle-mediated transport, Golgi to endoplasmic reticulum; endoplasmic reticulum to Golgi vesicle-mediated transport
Cellular component (GO): COPII-coated ER to Golgi transport vesicle; Golgi membrane; endoplasmic reticulum
Source: RefSeq, a predicted model, not a curated record